This is a messenger RNA of Larimichthys crocea (large yellow croaker), 2012 nucleotides long. Its product is annotated as OX-2 membrane glycoprotein-like. The transcript has 6 exons. The coding region runs from base 345 to 1187 and encodes 280 amino acids. Gene Ontology annotation, biological process: negative regulation of neuroinflammatory response; heterotypic cell-cell adhesion. The record is from RefSeq and is a predicted model, not a curated record. NCBI's taxonomy places the organism in Eukaryota, Metazoa, Chordata, Actinopteri, Sciaenidae. Gene Ontology annotation, molecular function: cell-cell adhesion mediator activity. Gene Ontology annotation, cellular component: cell surface; neuronal cell body; axon.
UAAAUAAGUACGCUGACUUUACAAGCUUAUUGAUCUCAAUAAUAAAUAUGAGUCAUUUUAUCAUUUUGAAUUUAUUUUACCUUGGUCCAGGAUCAUUGAUGCACUUGUUUUCAUAUCUCUGCAGUAUAUUCACAAGAACAUUUCCUUUUGAAUUCAGCAAUUUCCUUAAAAAUCAGUGAUGCUGCGAGUUCCCAGAUCAAUAUGUGAUCAUCAAUGUAACUGAGUACCUCUGGACAAUCCCCUCCUCCACCUCCUCCACCUUCAGAGUUCAGUUUCUCUUUAGCCUCGUAUAUAAACACUCCCUCUGUGACAGAACUGAAAGUGUUCCUUGUACAGCAGUGAAAAUGAUGUUGCAGAUACUCGUAUUAGCUUCUCUGCUCUUUAAAGGCUCGACAUCUCAGAUCACCGGUUAUGGAAAUGUCACAGCAGCAUAUGGCAGAGAUGCACACUACAGGUGUACUGUAGCCAACCCGGCAGGUGUGCUCCAGGUGACAUGGCAGAGGCUUUUCAAAGAUGAAUCGAUUGAGAAUUUGGCAACCUACAGCAAGAGGUUUGGUGUCCAAGUAAACGAGCCUUACAAAGGGAAAGUCAUCUUCGAAGAAGCGACUCUCAACUCGACGUCCAUCAUCCUGAAGAAUGUAAAGUGGGAGGAUGACAGCUGUUAUAUCUGCUCUUUCAACGUCUAUCCUGAUGGGUCCAAAAGGAAACAGACCUGCCUCACAGUACAAGGAAUAUCUGAGGUGAAUACAAGUGUGCAUCCACCCAGCAGUCAAGAAGACCCGAAGGAGGUCGUGUUUAGCUGCUCUGCGAUAGGUAAACCAGCUCCAACCAUCCACUGGUCCUACCCUCCUGACGCCUCCGCCUUAAACCAACCACAUACUACUACAAUAACAAACAGCGACCACACAUUUACCAGCAGUCGCAACGUUACCCUGCGAGUACCUCGAGGCUGGAGCGGACACGUGGACUGCCUGCUCAACCGUGGAAUGACGGGAGAAAGGGUGGAAAGAAUAUCUUACACCUUAAAAGCUGAAAAUACAGAACAAGAUGAGGAGGCCGGGGAAUCACGGUCUGCAGCAGGGCUUGCCGUCAUGAUUUGUGCUGCGUUGUUUAUUUUCUGCAUUGCUGUCGUUGCUGCAGUGAAGAUAAAAAGGUUUAAGACCAACACCAGAAGUGACCCUGUGUGAAGAGCAUCUGGCGCCUCUGGUUAUAAAGAAAUAUAUUUAUAUAUUUUGCAUCUAUAUGAACUUUAGCAACGCAUCAGUGAAUUAAGCUCAACAUCCAUUCAACACAGGUGCAGCUUUCACAUCCAAAAUGUGAACUACCUGUCUAAUUUACAUUUCUUUUAACAUUUUCAGAACUCAGCACUUUGUUUAUGGAGCUUCAAGCUUUUGUGUAUGAAUGCAAAGACGUGAGAGCUUCUUAGGAUUACUCCAAACAAUGUGAGGCAAAGCAAGUAAAAGGUGUACGGUUUACAUGUGUAGCUAUUUAAUGACAGAGUCACAGUGACUGCAGCGCGGUGCAAUAACCAUGGUUUGCUUCAGACAGCUCCAGCAGUUUAUUUUAAGCUCCUGUGUUUUGGUAAUAGGAGAUGAAAAUAAGGAAAUACCCCGUGGCAGGCACUAAGAUGGACCGGCAGCGCCAUCUAGUGGUUAGUUUGUUUUUUGCACGUCAAGAUAUAGAAUAUAUAUUUGUGUAUGUAAAGUAUAAAGUCUAUACCGAUCUCUGAAUGUAUAAGUAAAAAGUAUUUUUAUUUUUUAUUUUUGCACUUUUCUUUCCACGUGACACUUUAAUGUUUGUGUUGUUUCAUGGAGCCGGACACGUGACUAAAAUGCACAUUGAUUGAUUGAUUAAUUGAUUGUUUAGUUUCAUGUUUGUGGAGUUUUUCAGUGUUUCUGAUUAUCGACUCUUCAGGUUGAUUUUGUUCUUUGUUCAUUUUCCUGUAUUAAUUUAUUGAUGUCUGUUCACUCCAGUAAAAUGUGACACUCUAAAUUAAAAUGAAUAUUUUAAAA